AUGCUGCUGGAAUUCUCUGCAAUGUCCAUGCGGAUGCUGUGGAAGAUCGGCAUUCCUAUGCUGGUGAUCAUGGGGACUCUGAACUUCUUCUUCGGCCACGGCGAUGCCGAGAAGGUUGGUGAUAACCUGAGCCGAAUUGCAAUGGGCAAUGUAAGAGUCGGGCAUCCCUGGCUGUAUUACGUCUACGCGAUCAUUCCCCUCAUCGUCGUGUAUAUAGUCCGGCAGGAAACGAUGAAUUCCAUGCGUAUGUUCUGCAAGUCACGGUUUUUGUGGCUGAAGCAACUGAAGAUCCCGCAAGCCUCAACAGUACUUGUCGAAGGCAUCCCGGAGGACUAUCAGUCGGAUGCGAAAGUCCAGGAGUACUUCAGCCGAAUGUUCAACGCGAGCGACGUGAAGGCUGUGAAUGUCGCGAAGAACAUGCCCGAGCUGGAGACAGUCUAUUCCGAGCUUCAGACAGCUGUACAGUCCUUGGCCAAGGUGGAGCAGGAGUGGGAAAAUGCUGGCAAGCCGGAAGACGCACGACCACAGAUCAAGCACAUGAUGGGAAGCCUCACGGGAAGCUCCGAAGAUGCGAUGGACUACUGGAAAGCAACCAUCGAGACGAAAACGAAGGAAGUGAAGCAGUACCGCGAAAGUGUGGCCAAGGAUGCCGCCAGCGGGAUCGGCGGAGUGAAUGGCCACUCUGGCUUCGUCACUUUCACAGACUGCCGGAAUGCCCGAGUGGCUGCCAGCACCAAGUUUUCCGCGGAUCGGACUACUUGGCUUAUCUCCCAAGCGCCGGCACCCAAGGACAUCAUUUGGUCGGAUCUGAAGGUGAACGUGGAGCUCCGGACUGCCAAGCGAAUUAUCGGAUAUGGCCUGGUGUUUGGCUUGUAUGUGGCUUUCACGCCAUUCUGCUUGUUUGUAACAAACUUGGCGACAACUAUCAACCUCGGACCUUUCCAGUCCCUCUGGGCUGCCUACGCCCCGACGUUGGGCUUGCUUAUCUUCCUCUCCUUCGCGCCUACUGUCCUCAUCAACAUCUUCUCCUGGCUUUUCAACCUCAAGUCCGAGGUGCGUUCACAGCUGGAGCUGCAGAACUGGUAUUUCUGGUUCAUGGUUUUUUUCGUCAUCGGCGUGACCGUAGUUGGUCAGGACUUUGUGAAUUUCGUGUCGCAGGUAGCUCAAGAUCCCUUGAAGCUUCCGCUGGUGCUGGCGGAGAAGAUGCCGUCUUCCACCCACUACUACCUCAACUUCCUGGCACUGCAGUGGGUCACGCACGGGAUGAAUCUCACUCGUUACGUUCCCGUGGGCAAAUUCGUUGCGGCUUCGAAGAUUUGGAGCGAAGAGGACGCUCGCGAACUGGCCGAGCCUGAAGACCAAGACUAUUAUGGCAUGGGCUCCAGGAGCGCGCGAUUUACCAUCAACCUGCUGAUUGCCAUGAUUUUUGGUACAAUCUCGCCUCUGAUGUCCCUUCUGGCGUGGCUCAAUUUCUACCUUUGUCGCAUUAUAUAUGGGUACCUGUUCGUCUAUGCAGAGUCGAAAAAGUCAGACUCGGGCGGUUACUUCUUCAUCUCACAGCUCCACCAUGUGUACGCAGGGCUGAUCUUCUAUUCAUUGCUGAUGAUCGGCAUGUUCCUGGGCCGGGCCCCGAACUACGUCCCGGCCGGCUUCGGCAUCGCAGCGCUGAUUUAUGCCUUGGUGUCCUACCGCGCCGUGAUGGACUUUGAAUGGGAAAGUCUACCUUGGGAGGAGAUCGCCCCAGAUGCGGACGGGAAUGACUAUGUGCCGGAGGUUCCGACUGCUACAAUAGCUGUGAACAAGCCCAGAAUGCACUGCUUAAUGGAGCUUCGAGGAUGA
This is a messenger RNA of Symbiodinium sp. CCMP2456, 1839 nucleotides long. The record is from the annotation of a GenBank genome assembly. Lineage: Eukaryota; Dinophyceae; Suessiales; Symbiodiniaceae.